UUUCUCCUUUUAGGGAUUCACUCACUCCUUCUUUAUUGGCAGAGUCAGGAAAAUGUCCACGUUUUUGGGCAUGAGUGUGAAUGGUGUGAGGAGCUUCUGUCCUGGGAGAGAGGAGAAGAUCGAGUUUGAAGCCCCUUUGACGUUGAUCCUUGGACAAAACGGAUGUGGGAAAACUACCCUGAUAGAGUCCCUCAAGUUGGCGGUGAGCGGAGAUUAUCCUCCACAAAGCGACAUGGGAAGGUCGUUCAUUCAUGACCCGAAGAUGACGGACACGUCGAAAGUAAGGGCAACAGUAAAACUGAGGUUCGUCGGGAAGCGUGACACGAUUGUCGAGGUGUGUCGGAACGUUGAAGUUCAGCUCAAGUCGGAUGGAAAACUUCAGUUGAAAACCGUUGACUGUGCAAUAAGGAAACGGCAUAUCCAUAAUCUUUGGCCUCCGAAAAUGGCCACAUCCAAGUGUAUCGACGUGAACCAGGAGAUUGAACAUUUACUGGGAGUGCCCAAAGCCGUGAUGACCGAUGUGAUGUUUUGCCACCAAGAGGAUAGCAAUUGGCCUUUGGAUGAGCCGAAACGCGUUAAAGAAAAGUUUGACAAGAUUUUCUCUGCGGACAAGUACAUCAAGGGAAUGAACGAGAUCCACAAGAAGCGCAAGAAAAUACAAGAAGACCUUAAAGAGUCUCGCCUGAGGUUGACUUACUCCAAGUCCGACCGGGAAAUGGCCAAGUCGAAGCGCCUGGAACUCCGGCAAUUGGAGUCGAAGCUGGAAGUGGUUGAAGCCGAUUUGGAGCGAUUGAAGGGGGAAUCUGCUGCCCUGAAACAGCAGAGGAUCGAGCUUGCCACCAAAGAGGAGGCCCUCAAAGAGGCCCGUUCCAAAAAGGAUAGAAGCUGUGCCAAACUGGACUACCUUCGCAAAACUGCGGAUGACCUGCUGGAAAGUGUCGGCGAAGAACCCGGUGAAAGCAAGGAAGACCUCCUUCGUCACGUGGAAUCCUUCCCUACCCGAAUCGAAAACAUUGAAUCCGAGUUGAAAAGUGCCGAGGCGCAGCUGGAGAAAUGCGCGAAGUCGCGGAAAACGUUUAACAACCAGAGAGACGCCGACCAAAAGCGACUGGGCCAGUUGGAGAGCGAGGAGAAAAUCCAGGGAAUCCGGGUCACUCGUCGACUCGAAGAAGCCCGGAAACUCGUCGAUGACUACCAUAUUGUUCCGGGAAACGAAUCCUCUGGAGAGUUUGUCGAUCAGGUUGCAGCCCAGUUGGACAGCCUGUUGGAAGAUAAGAAAAUGUACGUCGAGACGAUGCGGUUCGAAUGGGACGAGGCGAUCCAAGCUUGUGCCAACAAACUGGGAGCCUUGAGGGAAGAGCGUUCGGGGAUCCAGACGGAAAUCCGCCUGAAGAAGGAGUCCAUCGCAACUUGGGGCACGGAGGCGCAGGCCAAGAAGAAAAAGUGCAACUCGUCCCUCGCGCGGGACUCCGAGCAGCAGCGACAGGACCUGAAUGACGAGCUGGCCUCCCUGGACGCCGACAUUGUCAAGGAGGAGCAGUCGAGUGAGCGAGACGCGUGUGAGGCGCAGUGCAACCAGCUGAACGAGGAGCGAGCCGCCAAGAAGCAGCGCCGGAAGCAGCUGAAGGCCGAGUACGACGAGUUGGCGGAGAAGCAGGCGGCUGUGACGCAGGCGGAGGAGCUGCGGAAGGAUCUCAAGUCGAAGCGGGAGGCGGUGGACAAGGCCUGGGAUGCGGACAUGAGGGACCGAUUCGGGCAGGUGCUGGACGUGGCCGACGUGGACUUGAAUACCCUGACUUUGCUCCUGGACGAAAAGCACGCAUCCCUGGAGGAGCAGCUCAAGUGUAAAGAAGCUGAGGCGAGGCGGAUGAGAGAAGAACACGGACUAGUGAAAGCCCAAUUCCAACACGCCAACGAGCGACUCGCAAAGCUCGGUUCGGGAAUUCAAGAACUGGACGUGAAAUUGAAGAAGUCUUUGGGGGCGGAGAAAAGUUUGCAGACGGCCAUGGAUGAAAACCAGUCGCGCAUUUCCGAGCUGAGCGAGGCGAUAUCCGAAGGUGCAGCGUUUGGCAAGCUCAUGGACAAGUUUGUAGCUGCGUUCAGGUGCAGGAGCAAGCCUCAUUGUCUGGUUUGCAACCGAGGUUUCGUCUCGGCAGAAGAAGCAGAAAGUGCAGCUGUUGCCGUGAAGCAAAGGAUACAAGGAGCCGCGAAAAUGGACGAUUUGCAGGCAGAGUUUCUGGAAUGUCAGCAAAAGUCAAAAAUGCUCGAGUCUUUGUUGCCCGUGAGUGCUAAGCGUGCGGAGUUGCAGAAGGAAAAGCCUGCCUUGCAGAAGGAGGUGGAAGAACUCGAGCGAGAAACGUCGUCUGGUUCAGCGAACUUGACGGCCGCGGAGAAGGCCGUCGAGGAGAUGAAGGAGUUGCUGAGCAAGUGCCGACUGUUGUUUGGUCCUGCGGAAUCCCUGAGUCUGCGCUUGCACGAGACGCAGGCCUUGAAGCUGAAACUGUCCGCUGCCGAACGGAACCUGGGUUUGAAUCGCAGCUUCACCGAAACGCCGAAGAAGACGUUGGCUGAGGCAAAGGCGGAACUGGACGACUUGGAACAUUCCCUGGAAAAGAUCGAUUUUGACGUCCAACAACUGCAGACCAAGAGGGAACAAAGGGCUCAGAAGUUGCUGCGGUUGAGGCAGAAGCGUGUUGGCAUUGAGGACGCCAUCAGAGAGGUUCGCAAAGCACUGGAGGAAGGCAUGCUGGCCGAGCAACGUCUGAUGGAGCUCGAGCGAUGGAUCCACGCCGCAAAAGGCGAAGUGGAAUUGAAGGAAAAGGAACUGAGGCCGAUGGAAGACCGAGAAAAGAAUUUACUUAAGGAGAAAUCCGAGGCUGAGGACAAGAAACGUAGAGUUAUGGACUCUGGUCGUCAGGAAAUGGAACGGCUCAAGAGCCAAAAGGCAGAGUUCGAGCGAACCGGGAAAGAGAUCGAAGAGUACAAGGCCAGGGGCGUUGGCAGGGAACUCGAGGAAGUUCGCAGAAAACUCGUCGCCGUGGCUCGUGAACUGGACUCAAAUACCCGAGAAGAAGCCCAAGUUCGGGAGCGUGUCAGCGGGUUGCAAUCGGAGGUCGGCAACUCGAAGCUGAGGCAUCAGCAGCUGAAAUCCUCGCUGAAAUUGCUGGAGACGCGUGAAGCGAUCCAGGCGGAAGAGGAGCAGCUGAAAGAACUGACUGCCCAGUACGAGAAGUGCAAUCCUACGCACUUGCUGGACCAGAUACACGCCGUCUCUUCGAAGUGGAUUCACUUGGAGAAGGAGACGACGGAAAAGGCCGUGGAGCGGAACAUGAUGCAGAAGAAUGCGGAGGAGCGGCGCGUGGAACUGGAGGAGAAGCGACUGAAGGACGCCCACGUGCUGUACGCCAAGGGCGUCUAUGAGCUCAGCGUGCUCGAGGGCAUUUGCGAGGACCUCAACCACUACUACAUCUGCCUGGACAAGGCCAUUCUCAAGUUCCACUCGGAGAAGAUGUCGGAAAUCAACCGAAUCCUCGAGGAGAUGUGGAGAGAGACGUACAGAGGAGGAGAUAUCGAUUACAUCCAGAUUCUGACGGAGCGAAAUGACAAGGACACGGAUUUGGGUUUGGAUGCCAAGCGGCGUGUCUACAACUACCGGGUUGUCAUGUUCAAAGGAACCACCAUGUUGGACAUGAGGGGGCGUUGUUCUGCUGGUCAGAAGAUUUUAGCUUGUCUGAUCAUUCGCAUGGCCCUGGCGCAGGCUUUCGGAGCCAACUGUGGAGUUCUGGCACUGGAUGAACCCACGACGAACCUGGACAGCCAGAACAUCGCGGCCCUGGCUGAGGCCCUGAUGAACAUUGUUGAUAAGCGACGAGGACAGCAGAGUUUCCAAUUGGUCAUCAUUACCCACGAUGUCGAGUUUCUGAACAAAAUCAUACAAAAGGAGAAGGUUUCUCACUUUUUCAAAGUUUCCAGGAACCUAAUCAUUCUGCCUCCCCCGGUGCAGUCUGGGUGGGACGCGGAUGCAGUGAGUAAGCCGACCAGCGCUUCGUCGUCGUCGUCUCUUCCCGGAGUGAUCGCAGUGAUUGCCAGUUGUACAGCGCCACCGUAUGGCGACCGGAAGGGAUGGGUGCCUCGGAAUCAAGAGGAUUACGGGGAUGGAGGCGCCUACCCGGAGGUGGCUGUGGCGCAGUACCCGUUGGGCAUGGGGCGCAGUGGCCAACAAGACGGUGCCAAGAAGAGCAACGCCGUCGCGGUACAGUUGGAUGCGAGUGGGAAAGUCAAGUACGACGUGUUGGCGCGACAAGGCGCGAGAGCCGACAAGGUGAUCUACUCCAAGUUCACCGACCUGCUGCCGGCGUCAGCUCGCGGCGACUUGGGCGACGAUGACCUCCGCGUGCCGGACGACGAGGAGGUGGACGAGACGACGACCGCGACGCGGGAGGCACUGGAGAAGCUGACGCAGAGCAAGAUCACCGCCGCCAUGCCCGUGCGGGCCGCCGAGAAGACGGCGCCGGCCCAGUACAUCCGCUACACGCCGGCCCAGCAGGGCGCCGGCUUCAAUUCCGGCGCCAAGCAGCGCAUCAUCCGCAUGGUGGAGGUGCAGAAGGACCCGAUGGAGCCGCCCCGGUUCAAGAUCAACCAGAAGAUCCCGCGGGGCCCGCCUUCUCCGCCGGCGCCGGUUCUCCACUCCCCCACCCGCAAGGUGACGGUGAAGGAGCAGCAGGAGUGGAAGAUUCCGCCGUGCAUCUCCAACUGGAAGAACGCCAAGGGUUACACGAUCCCGCUGGACAAGCGACUGGCUGCCGACGGACGCGGUCUGCAGCAGAUGCACAUCAACGAGAAGUUUGCCAAGCUGGCCGAGUCCCUGUUUAUUGCCGACCGGAAAGCGCGCGAGGCCGUCGAGCUCAGGGCCACGAUGGAGAAGCGUCUGGCCAAGAUUGAGAAGGAGAAGCGGGAGGAGCACUUGCGGCAAAUGGCUCAACGAGCCCGCGACGAGCGAGCGGGUUUGGGUCCGUCGAGGCCGUCGCGGCAUGAAGAUGACGUUGGUGCCGGAGUCGGCGGCAGUCGAGAUGAGGACCCCGAGGAGGCAGCGAGGAGGGAGAGGGACGCCCUGCGUCAGGACCGCCACAGGGAGCGGCAUUGGGAGCGCAAGGCUGGCGGAGAAAAGAAGAAGGCUGCCCGAGAGCGAGAGAGGGACAUUACGGAGCAGAUUGCCCUGGGCAAGCCGUCGAGGGGCCCAGGCGGAGGGUCCGAGGCCCAAUUUGAUCAGCGUCUCUUUAACCAGUCCAAGGGAAUGGACUCUGGUUUCGGCGACGAUGAAGCGUACAACGUGUAUGACCAGGCCUGGCGAUCGAGCGGCACCGUCGGACAGACCAUUUACAGGCCGUCCAAGUCUGCCGUGCAGGAAGGGCUGGACUAUGAGCGGUUGGCACAGGGCAACCGGUUUGUCAGUGAGAAGAACGCCACUUCCACGGGCCUCACUGGGCCAGUGCAAUUCGAGAAGCACCAGCGUCCGGGGGGCAGUAGUAGUAGUAAUAGAGCUGCUGCUGCUGCCGCCGACGAAGGCGAUGAUCCCUUUGGAGCCGGUCUCGAGGACUUCUUCAAGCAGGCCAUUCAGAACAAGAGGUCGGACAAGGAUGACAAGGGCGGCGGCGAUCAGAAGCGGAGAAGACGCGAGUGAAGAGAGAGAGAGAGAGAUGGUUGCGAAAGAAGAGGAAUUA
This is a messenger RNA of Notodromas monacha, 5720 nucleotides long. NCBI's taxonomy places the organism in Eukaryota, Metazoa, Arthropoda, Ostracoda, Podocopida, Cyprididae. The record is from the annotation of a GenBank genome assembly.